This is a messenger RNA of Brassicogethes aeneus, 1816 nucleotides long. Lineage: Eukaryota; Metazoa; Arthropoda; Insecta; Coleoptera; Nitidulidae. The record is from the annotation of a GenBank genome assembly.
AGUUGUUUGUGCAUACACUGACUUGGUGAUGAGGUCCAUGCAUAUUGCUGUAUUGUUAUUCAAUUUUCUUUACUAUUUAAGUCCAGUUUAUUCAAAUUGCCCAGAAGCACCAAAGUGUGAUAAAGGUUAUUUGUAUAGGUCUUUCGAUGGAACAUGCAAUAAUUUAGGUUAUCCACUUUAUGGAAAACCAGACCUUACUUACGAUAGGCUUUUAAAGGCGAACUAUGACGAUGGUAUUUCAACUCCGUAUAAAGCUAAAGAUGGAGGACCGCUUACACCAGCACGUACCAUAAGUAACAAGUUAUACCCUGAUAUACCGUUGAAAGAUCCGAUAUGGACUUUAAUUCUCAUGCAGUAUGGUCAAAUUGUGGCUCACGACUUGAGUAAUAUUAAACAAGAAGGACCAGAUAAUUGCUGUACUAAUGAAACCUCAAAAAAUCCGAAAUGUUUUGCGAUUGAGGUACCGUUCGACAUCACUGAUAGGAUGUCUCUGGCCGGAAUUAAAUGCAUAAGUUUUAUAAGAACCACCACAGACCGUGAUCAGGGCUGUUAUACUGAAAAUGAGCCAGUUGAACAAGUGUCCGAUGUUAAUUCAAUUCUGGAUCUUUCCGUUACUUAUGGUAACAGUUUAGCUAAAAGCCAAGAACUAAGAACUGGGUUGGGAGGUAAGCUUAAGGUCGAAAAUAGAAACGAACAGGAUUGGCCACCGCGCGAUCCUACGCCUACUAAAACCUGUUUCCUACCCAACACCGAGGAAGCAUGUUAUUUGACAGGUGAUAAAAGAGGAAACCAGAACCUACAGCUGACUGUGUUGCAAGUGGCUUAUCUGCGCGAGCACAACCGAGUAUGCGACAUUCUGGCAGAACUAAAUCCUCAUUGGGAUGACGAAAAGCUAUUCCAGGAAGCGAGAAAAAUCUGCAUCGGCCAGCACCAAUACGUUUCCUACUACGAAAUGUUGCCCAUUUUCCUGGGAAGAGACAACCUGUUGAAUUACAAAAUCAUUUACGAUACUGAUGAUUUUGUGGAUGAUUAUGACAGCAGUGUCAACCCGGCAGUAUACAACGAACACGCCAAUGCCGCAAACAGAUAUUUCCACAGCAAUAUUGAAGGAUAUUUAAAGUUGUAUUCUGAUAAAUUCAGGUUGUCUUAUUCUUCCGUACGGCUCAGCAAUUGGUUCGACAGACCGAGUUUUUUGGAGGAAGGCGACAAUUUUGGAGGAUUAUGCAGAGGAUUGACGACGCAGCUUGAGUCCAACGUCGAUACUUUCCACACUAGCGAGAUAACCCAAUACCUGUUCAAGAAAGCGAAAACGUUCGGGAAGGAUAUGAAGGCAGCAGAUGUCCAGAGGAACCGCGACCACGGUUUUCGUUCUUACAACGAUUACCGUGAACUUUGUGGACUAAAACGUGCAACGAAAUUCUCUGAUCUAUCCGGCGAAAUAAAUGAGCUGGCCAUAAUACUACUCCAAAAACUUUAUAAAAGUGUGGAUGACAUAGAAUUGACAACAGGCGGAUCUGUGGAAAAUCAUGUACAGGGAGCUUUAGCAGGCCCAACUUUUGUAUGCAUUAUGCUGAAACAAUUUUCUAAAACUAGGCUUUCUGAUAGAUUUUGGUUUGAACGUAGUGGCAAGACCGGAUUUACUCUAGAUCAACUAAAUGAGAUUAGGAAAGCAUCUAUUUCAAGAUUGUUGUGCGACAAUUCACCAACCACUGAUUACAUGCAGCCUGAGGGAUUCAAAUACACGUCAAUUUUUGGAAAUAAAUUGCAAGAUUGCAACACAUUACCUUCGAUCAAUUAUACCAAAUGGAAGGAAUAA